AUGACCCCUAGAGAGGUUGCUGUCUUCCUCGAAGCUAUGGGAUUUCCUUUCGAUACAAACAUCUACAUAGUUGCAGGAGACAUUUAUGGUCAAAAUGGGAUUAAAGAACUUAGAGCAAAGUAUCCAAAUGUAAUAACUCAUUACGAUUUGGCUACAGAAGAAGAAUUAGAACCUUUCAGGAAAUGCCAGAAUCAGCUUGCUGCCUUGGACAAUAUUAUAGCACUUGAAAGUGAUGUUUUUGUUUACACAUACGAUGGUAACAUGGCCAAGGCCGUAAAGGGUCAAAGAGAAUUCGAAGGUUUCCGGAAAACCAUCUGCCCUGACAAAUGGAAUUUUGUGAGAUUGAUUGAUCAAUACGACAAGGGUUUGAUAUCUUGGGAAUCAUUUAAAUCAAAGAUUAAGAGUUUACAUGAAGACAGGAUGGGAGCACCACAUUUAAGAACUAUUGCAGAUUCUCCAAGAACGGAGGAGAGUUUCUACGCAAACCCUUAUCCUGGUUGUAUAUGUGACAAGUCUAAAGACUUACCAAUUUCAUACAGAACUAACAGAAGACGAACUUGGUGA
Pistacia vera is the source of this 564-nucleotide messenger RNA. RefSeq names its product O-fucosyltransferase 28-like. Lineage: Eukaryota; Viridiplantae; Streptophyta; Magnoliopsida; Sapindales; Anacardiaceae. The record is from RefSeq and is a predicted model, not a curated record. The transcript is spliced from 2 exons. Bases 1 to 564 code for a protein of 187 amino acids. Gene Ontology annotation, cellular component: cytoplasm.